UUGCGCCCGGGAAGCCAGCUCCGCGGCGGUGCCGCAGUUGCUAAGGAGAAUGCCCUUCCGGGUCACGGGCGCGGCGUCACAAGAACAACGGUGGCCGGCCGGGAUCAAGAGCGACGCGCGUGUGAAUGCGUGGCGGGGCUGUGAUCGUCGCGGUCCCGCGGCCGUGGGGGCCGCGUCGCCGGGGGCAGAGCCGCCGCAGCUGCGCUGGGCUCGCCUCCCUUGGGGACCGGCGGUAGCCGGUGCCGCUGACCGAUGCCCUCUGAGACAGCUUCCGGUUCGGCCCAGGCCCGCUACAGCCCCCCGCUCUCCGGCCAGCGACCCGCCCGCGCCCUCCCGCCCCUGCUCCUGGCCCCGCCCGGCCCGGGCCUCCAGCUUGUGUUGCGCUCGGUCGGCUGCCACCCCGCAGUCGCCGCCAACCCUGAGGCGUCCCAUGCCUCUUCUAGCGCCCGGGUUGGCCGUGCAGGCCUUCCCUGUGACAGGGUUUUGCUCAUUCGUUCAUUUACGCCACGCUGCCCAAGGCUCGUGCGGAGCUGGCAUUGGAGAGAGAGAGAGAUGGGCAACCCAGGCGUGGUCCCCUGUCCUCAGAGUGCACAGGCUGCUGGGAGGCAGUGACCUGCACACUGGGAUGGGCGAAGAAAAGGAAGCUGCGGCGGCCUGCCAGAGGGGGCCCCGAGAUGGGCCGGGGAAAGCUGAUGGAGACCCCCAUCAAGUCAAAGGGUAGGGGGAGACUGUUUCAGAUAGAUCUCAGCAGCUGCAAAUGGCACCCAGCAAUUAAUACACUUUAAAAGAGAAAGAAUAGCAUUAAACUCACCAAACCCCAAACACUUGUACCUUUGUUUUGUUGGAGAAUUCAUGGCAGAGGGAUUAUAAGACAAGAUUUUAUUUUUCUCCUGUAUCUUGCCACCUGCCAGAUACCAGCCUCAUAAGAUGCUAGUAUAAAGGAAAGGGUUCUCUCAUGUUGAAAUUCUGAUACACCAGCAAUGCAGUUUAGCACUUAAAAACCAAACUGCUGGGUUCAAAUACAACUCCUCCAAUUACUCACUGUGUGACCUUGGGCAAGUUACUCAACCUCUCUGUCUCCAUUUUCCUACCUAUAGAAUGUGACUGAUUAUAGUAACACCUCCUAAGGUUGAUAUGAGAUUUAAAUGAGUCAAUACAUGUAAAGUAUUUAGAACAGUGCUUGGCACAUAGUUAAUAUAUAUGUUUGCUAGUAUUAUCAUUUAAUAAAAAGUUAUCCUUAACAAUAGUCACAUACACAUCACCUUGUAGGUGAUGGUCCUGACGAGCAGCUUUUAUUCUUUCUCUUGUAGCAGACACUGUGGCCUACAAGAUCUUUGGCACUCUCUCUUCCUAAACAGAACCCUGACUUUUUUUUCCCCCCAGAUAACAACAUUCC
Messenger RNA from Manis javanica (Malayan pangolin), 1396 nucleotides. The record is from RefSeq and is a predicted model, not a curated record. Lineage: Eukaryota; Metazoa; Chordata; Mammalia; Pholidota; Manidae.